Messenger RNA from Lacerta agilis (Sand lizard), 3807 nucleotides. RefSeq names its product axin 2 (gene AXIN2). NCBI's taxonomy places the organism in Eukaryota, Metazoa, Chordata, Lepidosauria, Squamata, Lacertidae. The record is from RefSeq and is a predicted model, not a curated record. The coding region runs from base 402 to 2933 and encodes 843 amino acids. The transcript is spliced from 11 exons. Gene Ontology annotation, biological process: negative regulation of canonical Wnt signaling pathway.
ACCCCCCCCCUUUUAAACUCUCAGAUGCUAUUAUGAAGCAUGAGAAGAGGCGGGUGAUGAAAAUAUAGGGGGAAUCGGCGCAACGCUGCGGAUUACUUUUCUCCAUUCUGUAAAGGGAGAGAGAGAGAGAGAAGGGGAGGUGGGAAGGCUAAGGGAGGUGGGUUUUUUUUAUUUAAAAGAAGUACCGAGCGCCCGUUUACGGAGGGGGCGGGAAAAGAAAAAGAGAAGGAGAAGAGAGAAGAAAAAAAGACCCACUAAAAACUACUGGAUCAAUGAGAGAAGACUCUGAAGAAUCCCCUGCUGACUUGAGAAAGAAAAGAGAGCGGGAGAGAGACAACACACAUACAGAUUACUGAGGAACUUAAAAAGAAAAAGUCCUGCCAGAAGGGACUCCCGGAACCAUGAGCAGUGCAGCGUUACUGACUCACCUCCCAGACCCCAGCAGCAGCUUCAGAGAAGAUGCCCCACGCCCCCCUGUACCAGGGGAAGAAGGAGAGACACCAUGCCACCUGGCUGCCACUUUGUUUGCCAUGAAAAACCAAAGCUUCAAGGCCAUGUCAGUUUCUUCCACACCAAGGAGGAAUGAAGAUGGCCUUGGGGAGCCAGAAGGCAGCGCAUUCCCGGACUCUCCUCUAGCACGAUGGACCAAAUCCUUGCAUUCCUUACUGGCGGAUCAAGAUGGUGCCUAUCUCUUCCGGACCUUCCUGGAAAGAGAAAAAUGUGUGGAUACUUUGGACUUCUGGUUUGCCUGCAAUGGCUUCAGGCAGAUGGACCUUAAGGAUACCAAAACUUUACGAGUAGCCAAAGCUAUAUACAAACGGUACAUUGAGAACAACAGCAUUGUCUCCAAACAGCUCAAGCCUGCCACUAAGACCUACAUAAGGGAUAAUAUCAAGAAGCAGCAGAUCGAUUCUAUAAUGUUUGAUCAGGCACAGACUGAGAUUCAGACAGUGAUGGAGGAAAAUGCUUACCAGAUGUUUUUAACUUCUGAUAUAUACCUCGAAUAUGUAAGGAGUGGGGGAGAAAAUCCUGCUUACAUUAACAGCAAUGGACUGGGGAGCUUAAAAGUUGACUGUGGCUAUCUCCCUACCUUGAAUGAAGAAGAGGAAUGGAGCUGUGCAGACUUUAAGAACAAACUUUUGCCAUCCGUGCUAGGGCUAUCCAGUAAGGCAUUGAGGGCUACAGCAAGCGUCCGAGCUACAGAAACUGUGGAGAAUGGGUUCAGGUCCUUUAAGAGGAACGAUCCUGUUAACCCUUACCAUGUGAACUCUGGCUAUGUCUUUGCUCCUGCCACCAGUGCAAAUGAUAGCGAAAUAUCUAGUGAUGCUCUGACUGAUGACUCCAUGUCUAUGACGGACAGUAGCGUUGAUGGAAUCCCUCCAUACAGACUCGGGAGCAAAAAGCAACUCCAGCGGGAAAUGCAUCGGAGCGUCAAGGCCAACGGUCAAGUUUCUCUACCUCACUUUCCACGAACCCACCGCCUUCCUAAGGAAAUGACCCCCGUGGAACCGGCCACCUUCGCAGCCGAGCUCAUCUCUCGGCUGGAGAAGCUCAAGCGGGAGCAAGAGACCAUGGACUGCUUGGAAGAGAGGCUGCAGCAAAUCACAGAGGAUGAAGAGAAGGAGGGAUCUGACGUACCUGUGGGCGCACAGCCUGGCCGAGAGGUUGGGGCCAAUCAGCACCCGCAGCACCCCCUUGCUCUCUUGCCCUCCGGCAGCUACGAGGAUGACCCUCAGGCAAUCCUAGACGACCACCUCUCCCGAGUGCUGAAGACCCCGGGGUGCCAGUCGCCUGGCAUGGGCCGGCACAGCCCUCGCGCACGCUCUCCGGACCGCCUCCCUGGGGGCAAGUUGCUUCUUGCGCCGGGCACAGCCUCGAUCCCCACAGCCUGCGCCCUCGUCGGCAAAGGAUUUAUCACAAAGCAGACCACCAACCACGUUCACCACCACUACAUCCACCACCACACCAUUCCCAAGACAAAAGAGCAGAUAGAAGCGGAAGCUGCCCAGCGAGUCCAGUGUUUAUGUGCCGCCGGGGGCAGUGACUAUUAUUGCUACUCAAAGUGCAAGGGGCACUCCAAGGGGGUGGACCUCCCUAUGGCUCAGCUAGAGCCGUUUGGCCUCAGCCGAACCGGGACACUACCCAAAAGGAACUGUAAGCUACCAGAUGGCAUCAUCCUGCCAGGUGGGGAAGGAGGAGGGCUCUCCAUACCGCCAGGAAUCCAGCUACCUGGAGGGGAGGCGGACCGCUCUCAGAAUGUCUGGCAGUGGAUGCUGGAGAGUGAAAGACAAUCUAAGCACAAACCCCAUAGCACACAAAGCACAAAGAAGGCCUACAAUUCGGAGUCCACCAGGGGCAUGCCUGGCGAGCGCCCGGCCCGUCACCACCUCUGGGGGAGCAGCAGCCACCCGCGUGGCGCACAACCCGCCCACCCGUUCGUCCAGGAUCCCGCCAUGCCCCCGCUGACGCCGCCUAACACUCUGGCCCAGCUGGAGGAAGCUUGCCGCAGGCUAGCGGAAGUGUCCAAGCCACAAAAACAACGAUGUUCAGCUUCGAGUCAGCCCAGGGAUCGCAACCACUUGACUUCUGUACCAGGAGGAAACAGUCCUUUCUGCAAUGCAAGCGUAGCGGCGGAAGAUCACAAAGAACCAAAGAAACUCCCUGUUGCUCACUCUUCCCAGCCUAGUGAGUUGGUUGUCACUUAUUUUUUCUGUGGAGAGGAAAUUCCCUAUAGGAGGAUGUUAAAGGCCCAGAGCCUGACACUUGGGCACUUUAAAGAGCAGCUGAGCAAGAAGGGAAAUUAUAGGUAUUACUUCAAGAAGGCAAGCAAAGAGUUUGACUGCGGUGCAGUUUUUGAAGAAAUCUGGAACGACGACACUGUUCUGCCAAUGUACGAAGGAAGAGUCCUUGGGAAAGUGGAGAGGAUUGACUGAUAGAUUGACUGGCUGGCAUUGUCUGUGUGAGUCUGUUUUAAGGAGACAUAAGCUAAAAGACGCUGGCUUUUGGACAAAACCACCAAACAAAGCUUUUGAAGGAAGGUUGGAACCAAUGAAGAAAAAGCAACACAGACAAACCAAGGUCUAUGAAGACUUUGCCAAAUCAGCCUUACAUUUUUUUUUUUUUAAAGGUGUCUGUUGAGCUGGGUGCAAGGAUGUUAACAACCCCGAACUAUUUAUUGAAAACAUGACCACUCUGGGUUAUUGAAGAUGCAGACCACGUUUUGAAAGACUUCCAUAUAUAAUAUAUGGCUUCCUGGGGAUCCUAAACCUUAUGGACUAAGAGAAACUGUGUAUAGCUUACCUUACAGUAAUCCUUAUUGAUAUUUAUUGAACAGUCUGGUUUUUUCCCUUAAGUCCAGUUUAUGGACAUGCUGCUUUAAACAAUGGAGAGAAGAGAAGAUGUGAUAUGGAAAAAAGGGGUGGUUUUAUAUUUUAUUAUUUACUUGGUUUCCACUAUCUAAAUCAUUAGAAUUGUGUCUUUUAUUAAGAAGAAAAGAAAAUUGAAUUCAUUUCUGCCACCUUAGAAAACAAGCUGGAAUCAUGUUCUGUCCAGCAUGAUUCCUCCAGGUGUUUUUUUCUUGGAGGAAAAGGGGAGGAAGAGGGAACAUUGUCUUACACAUUUACUCUUCUAAAAAUUGGUAGAUUUUGAAUCAAUGCUGCUCUGUUUGUUAGGUCUGGUUCAGAUGUACAAUACUCUGUUGCCUAUCAGUGGUUAGGAGAUCAGAAUCACCCCAUAGAUUGUUACAUUCUUCAUCCUGCUCCCUUUCCCCAUGAAUCCUCUUUUGGGUAUAACCACGGUAAAGGUAAA